Molecule: messenger RNA, 4179 nt
Organism: Saxophila tyrrhenica
Lineage: Eukaryota; Fungi; Ascomycota; Dothideomycetes; Mycosphaerellales; Extremaceae
Exons: 3
Coding region: 1-4179 (1392 amino acids)
Source: RefSeq, a predicted model, not a curated record
AUGGCCAGCCAACUGACUGGAUGGAUCACCGCUGGCCAGCAGGAUCUUCUCGCUCGAGUGAAUCUGGUAUCAUCUGGUCUUGACGAAGCGCCGGUCGCUUCGAUUGACCUACCACAGGAGACUCAACCGGACGAACCGCAAGAACCAAUUCCACGUUUGUCUGAUCUUGCACAGCUUCUACGACUUGGAAGAUACCAGCGCCGGAAAUGUUUGCAGCUCCAACACAACCUACACUGUGCCUAUUCGGAGGCCGCACGAACCUCUCGUUUACUGCUAAUUUCGCGCUCCGUUCAGCGUACGCUCGGGCAGUGUAUCAAGGCCGAGGACAAGCACAGUUUUGUCAAUUUGCUUAAUGCUUUCCACGAUUCUCUGUCCGGAGGACUUUUGCAUUCGGCCGGACCCGUGCAUGCGACCUCCAAGAGGGACGACGGUUGCGUUGGAUACCCAGCCUGCUUCCUGGAUCGGCUACCAUCGAGUUCUCGGAGUCAGAUUCUGGACUUCAUAUGCAAGGUCAGACAUGACGGCCAUUUCAUUGCUGACCGUCUAGCAUCGCUCUCGCACCGAGAGCUGGAGACCAUUUUGCCAGAAAAAGGCCAGGCCAAAUCCAGUGACUCCAUUUUCGGGUCCUCGCAAAGGAGCAGCUCUCGUGCCUCCAGGCAUCUUGGAUUUGCGGCCGAUACCCAGACGGACCUGUUGGCCUCGCUCGAGUUUGGCAGUGCUUUGGAGACGCUUGUCUAUGCAGUGCGUGGACUGUCCAGCGCUCCCCUUUAUCGCGAUGCCGAACCCACGGACGUUUGGUCUACGGUCUGUGCGAACCUGAUUCUGGAGCAGAAGCAUGGGAGUGAAAAGGUGGUGCCGGCCGUGAUCCAACUAUGGGCCGCUUCUUCCAAGUGGGCAGGAAAGGACCGCCUGAGCAAUUGGAUGGCCGAUUUGAUCCAGCGCGGAACACCUCUGUUGGACCAGACCCAGAAGCAAAGCUUCCGUGUGCGCUCUGGGAUUCGGACCGAGCUUGAUGUUCAAGAAGACAACCGUCUGGAGGCGUUCUACCAGGAGUCCGUGGACUCAUUGCUUGCCUUGUUGGCCGCCUCGACUGACACCGGUGUGUUACCUGAGGGCGCGCUGCUCUUAUGCCAAGAGAUCUGCCGGAAGUUGGAGGCUCACUCUACUCACAAGCAGGCGUUUCCGUACUUCGUGCUUACUCGCUGGCUCUUCCUGUCAUUCCUGCCAGACAUAGCACACGGAAUUUUGACCGACCACUUUAUCUCGGACACUGUCCGUCAACGGCUUCUUCGAGAAGUCACUGCCCGCUGCUCAAGAUCGGUUUAUGGCGUUGUCUACUCGUGGAAGUACGGAGCUCCUGAUUCUACGGAUGUCAGACAGGUCGUCAACACAAUUGCUGGCAAAUUCGACAUCCAGCAGCCAGAGGGAGGAAGAGUGUUCGAUUUCAUCACACCCCCGGUACCUGCUAACGAAGAAGUGGUUGUGCCGCUGACCGCAGCUGAUCUGAACACCCUCGUGACCGCGCUCUACCCUCAACGGGCUCCGGCGAAGGCAUCUUCCGAACGAGAUCCAUCUCGGACAGGGCUACACUCAUCUUCAUCCUCGGUUUCCGGGUUCUCACUUUUCCAGACUCCAGGAACAGCUCCAACGGGCUACACCAGUCCCGCGAGUGGAAAUGCAUACCCUGUUCUGUCGGAGAAGUUUUCGGAUGACCACGUUGUGACGGACUUGUCCAGACUAGAUCCAGGAAUCGUGGAAGGCGAGCAGCUGCGUGAGAUCUGUGCAGCAAUCGAUGAUAUGUCGGCCAGCCAAACACCGACCGGCUCUCAUGAGUGGAGUCUUCUUCGCACGGGUGCUGACGGACUUUCCACCGUACGGCGCAUUCUGUGCGAAGAAGCUCUUGGUUUUGAUGGACCGUCGAGCGACAAUAUGACGAGCACCAUGCAAGGAUCUCCUGAUACUCACAAGUGCAGAGCCGCUGUUGAGGAGCUUCUGAUCGAUGAGGACCUCAAGCAGCAUUGGUCCCCUGACUUGUCCAAGCCAGAACCUCCACUGGACGAGGUGCAGGAGACCAUUAAACGCGCUUUCGUCGAGCGUACUGCCCUUUGUGAUGAUUCAUCCGACUUCAUCUCAGCCCAUACCUGGCACCGCAGGCUUAGGAAGUUUCGCAAGGUUCUAGCGGAUGACAACGACCCGAAACCGUUGUCGAGCUUGCUGACUAGCAUCGAAUCCUUCAAUCGCAGCUCGCUUGACGAAGCUCUGGCUGUAGAGCGGUGGUGCGUCGAACCUCUACGAAAUGUGUCCAGCCUUACCCAGGGUCAGAGCGAGCUGCUGCGCCAGCACACUGAGACCAUGAGCCGGCUUCGAGACAAGAUGUGGUAUGUUGCCGAAGUACGAACAUCUGCCGCUUACGAUGAAGCGCGCUCCGUAGCUUCUGCUCUGAAGGUGAUGGGUAAGGUCAAGCGGCCCACUCGUGCCUUUCCUGCUCCGCCUCUCCGGCACUGGAACGGGUUCAAAGGUCCUGCAGCUAGCUUCCACCUCAAGACCGAGGCGCAGGUUUUGGAGAUACUGAGCGCACCUCCUGGCCACGGUGGGCCGAAUAAACUCAGCGAUGAUCAGUCCAGAGCCCUCUCAGCCUGGCUGGACCGCAAUGCGGUGGAGAAUUUGUGCAAAGGCGAAGAGCGGUUGCAGAGGCUUUGCCUGGAGAUCCGGAAGGCGGUCACUACAAUUACCUCUGACGGCUCAGCGACCUGGUCGAGUAUACUCUUCGCUCGGAGCCAAGUGGCAGACAGCGGAGCACCCAAGAGUCCGUCAUACAGUCCAUUGUUCCAGUCUCGGGGAUAUGCGGGCCGCCAGGACCUCUUCUCGGUGCAGACGAACGUGCCACCCAGCAUCGAUUCUAUCUCAAGCGCGUCUUCACAUCCCCUGUCGGCCAGGAGCUCUCGGGACUAUCUCGAGACUCGCAGUCCAACGCUGACGAACAAGUCUUCUGGUCCAUUCUGGUCUCCAUCGUUGACAGACACGCAGUCUCCUUCUAGCGCUACAAGCAUUGGUUCUUCUUACAUGCAACCGGCUUUCGGGCUUCGCUCCAAUCUGGCGGAUUCGGCGGGAGGCGUAGGCUCUGAGCAAAUGAAGGAGCAGGUCCGCCAACGACUCACGAGCCUUCUGAUCAGUGACCUUACGCUUCCUGCUUUCGCGACUGGCAGCGAGACCGAUCGAGCGUUUUGGAGCGGUCUGGGCGGCGAACUGACUGAGAAGCAUCUUCGAAACGUGCGACUCACUCAAGGUGUGGGCUCACCUGACACGGUGGUGCAAGAUGACUAUCAGUUCGACUACAGCAACGCCUUCUCGAGACUACUGCAGUCAUUCGCGAGCACAUCGAACCCGUUCGAGAAGCUGCGAUACCUUGCGGAUGUCAACACACUCCUCAAGCCCUACAUGGCCGAUCAAGCUGCUGCAUCGCCGCGAAGUCAUCCGAAGCUGCUCAACGGCCUCUCGCUUAACACCAGAGACACAGCUGCCGUGCCAGACAUCAUGGUCGAAGGUUUCCGAAGACUGUUCUCCAACAGCCAACAACGUCCUACAGCCAUAUUCCGCGACCUGCAAUACAUUGCCGCCCUCGUCCCCUCACCAACUCUCUCGGCCACCGAGAGCAAAGCCUUCUGGAACGCCACCAUAGCCAUCCUCCGCCUCAAGCAAGAAGCCACCCAACUCAUGGUCGAGACCGCCGACAGCAUCAUCGCAUACCACUCCAUGAACCGCGGUUCCGGCCGCUCCUCCUCUUCCACCGCCCAACAGGAGCGCGAUUCCGCCACCUUCACCGUACCUAACCGCACCCCGUCCGCCGAGGACAUCGGAAAGUACACCAUGGCCCACGCAGCGGAACUGCUUCAAAUUACGGCCAAAGAAGGCGAUGCGGUCGCGCAGCGAGAGUUGGCGACGCUGUAUCUCACGCAUCCAGAGCUGAUGGACCAUAUCAUCGCACCGUUGUCCAGACCACGGGAUGUUUUCAAGGAGGAGCUGGAGGGCAAGUGGAAGAGGAACCAGGACCCGCACCGCUGCGAUCCGGCGACGAUGUGUGUGGCGCAUCACUGGAUGAGCUUAAGUGCGCUGGGUGGAGAUGCGUUGGCGAAAGAGUAUCUGAGGCAGAGGGAGGAGAUGGAUCGGCUUGGGGAGUAA